Molecule: messenger RNA, 411 nt
Organism: Penicillium angulare
Lineage: Eukaryota; Fungi; Ascomycota; Eurotiomycetes; Eurotiales; Aspergillaceae
Product: RPEL repeat-containing protein
Exons: 3
Coding region: 1-411 (136 amino acids)
Source: RefSeq, a predicted model, not a curated record
AUGUCGUCGAUCGACGAGACUCCCCUGGGUGUUGCACCCCUCGAGCGCCGUGACUCUCUAGAGAAGCACCUCCAGACCCGCCCGGAGAUUAAGGACCUCAAAGACCGCCAUAUCCUGCUCGACACCAAUGUGGCACCAUCUCUCCAAUCUGCACGCCAGGAUCUCGCGCGCCAGCGUGCCACAGACGAACUGAAGAAGAACCUGGGGAAGAGGCCUGGGCGGGACGAGCUGGUGGAGCGUAACAUUCUCCCCGCCACCGCGACCGCGCCAGCCCUGCAGGCCAAGGCUCAGGAACUCGAGCGCCACAUGCUCGCCGAUAAUCUUGAGCACAAGAUUCAAAACCGUCCUCAGCCCGAGGAAUUGAUUUCCCAGGGAAUUUUGGAGGAGGAUGAAGAUCCGCGCUCAGCCUAG